Thyridium curvatum is the source of this 1071-nucleotide messenger RNA. RefSeq lists its product as uncharacterized. NCBI's taxonomy places the organism in Eukaryota, Fungi, Ascomycota, Sordariomycetes, Thyridiales, Thyridiaceae. Bases 1 to 1071 code for a protein of 356 amino acids. The record is from RefSeq and is a predicted model, not a curated record. The transcript is spliced from 3 exons.
AUGGUGUUUGAUAUCUUCGCCAAAGCCUUAUCCUCCGUCGCAUCCUUUCUCUUCCCUCUCUUCGCCUCCUACAAGGCCCUCAAGACCUCCGACCCGGCGGAACUGACACCAUGGCUCAUGUACUGGGUUGUGCUAGCCUGUGCGCUGCUCGUCGAGAGUUGGUUUGAAUGGAUCUUGAUGUGGAUACCCUUUUACGCCUACCUCCGCCUCCUGUUCCUCCUCUACCUCGUCCUGCCGCAAACCCAGGGCGCCCGCAUCAUCUACCAGACCUACAUCCACCCUUGGCUCCAGGACAACGAGUCGCAGAUCGAGGACUUUAUCGCCUCGGCCCACGACCGCCUCCGGGCCGCCGGCGUCGCCUACCUCAAGCGCGCCAUCGAGCUCGUUAAGACCAACAUCCUGGGCAUGCCCCCGAGCGAGCCCCAGCAGCAGCAGACCAACGCCUCGGCCGCGCCCCAGAGCUACACCCAGUCCCUGCUGGCCCGCUUCAGCCUGCCCAGCGCCCGGUGGCCCUCGGCCGACGCCGCCGGCACCGCGGGCGCCGACUUUUACAACCUGCUCGCCAGCGCCGUCAGCGCCGCUACCAGCGCCGCGGCGACCAGCAGCAGCAGCAGCAGCAACGCAGCCAGGGCGGCGGCGACCACGCGCGGAGAGGCGGUGACGGCCUCGGGCACGCUGAUCCCGCCCACCGUGCGCGAGUCGGAGCGCAUGUCCUUCCUCGCGACGCAGCGCGAGCGCCUGACGACGCUGCUGUUCGCCCUGGACCGCGAAGCGGCGCAGCUGCAGGAGCAACAACAGCAGCAGCAGCAGAGGGGAGACAGCAUGAGCCUCGAUAGGGAAGCUGCGGCGUCCGCCGAGGGCGGCGAUGCGCUGCAGCGCAAGCUCAGCGCGCAGAGCGGCCUGAGCAAGAGCCGCAGCGAGGCCGACUUUGAGAAGAUCGAGGCCGAGAGCGGCGCCGAGGACCUGGACGAGAGCGCGCGGCCCACGCCGUCUGCUGCGGGGGGCAGUGGCUCGUGGAUGCCGUGGGGUUGGGCCGGCGCGGCGGCGCCGGACAAGAAGAAGGACGAGUAG